GUCAUACUAAGGCAGAGGGUGGGUGGGGAAAAGAGGAGGAGGUUCGGGAGGUUAGUUUGGCGCCCGGGCCGGUGGAGAGUGUGGUUGUGGGGGGUCGAUUACCGGUUAGGGAGGUAGAGGAAGAAAAGAAGAGAAAAGGAAGAAAGGAAAGGACCGCAGGAGCAGCGAUUCAGAUGCACGGAUAAUCAUGGGACAGACAGGCAAGAAAUCCGAGAAAGGGCCGGUGUGCUGGAGGAAGCGUGUGAAAUCGGAGUACAUGCGCUUAAGGCAGCUCAAACGCUUCAGGCGAGCAGAUGAAGUAAAGAGUAUGUUUAACUCCAAUCGACAGAAGAUUUUGGAAAGAACGGAGAUUCUAAACCAGGAAUGGAAGCAACGAAGAAUCCAGCCUGUGCACAUCAUGACUUCUGUAAGCUCUCUACGAGGGACCAGGGAGUGCUCGGUCACAAGUGAUUUUGAUUUUCCAAAACAAGUUAUACCGCUAAAAACACUCAACGCUGUAGCCUCUGUGCCUAUCAUGUAUUCUUGGUCUCCUCUCCAGCAAAAUUUUAUGGUUGAAGAUGAGACGGUGUUGCAUAACAUUCCCUAUAUGGGUGAUGAAGUGUUAGACCAAGAUGGGACUUUUAUUGAGGAACUCAUAAAGAACUAUGAUGGAAAGGUGCAUGGAGACAGAGGGGUGUAUUGUGUUGCAGAAUGUGGCUUUAUUAAUGAUGAGAUAUUUGUGGAGCUAGUGAAUGCGCUUAGCCAAUACAGUGAUUAUGAGGACGACGAAGAUGGCGAUGACAAUCAAGACUAUGAAAGGGAUGACAAAACAAAAGAUCUCGAUGACAACAGCAUGGAAGAUCAGGAGCCCUGUCAACCACGAAAGUUUCCCUCAGAUAAGAUUUUUGAAGCAAUAUCCUCUAUGUUUCCAGACAAGGGCACAUCUGAAGAACUGAAAGAGAAGUACAAGGAACUAACGGAACAGCAGCUUCCAGGAGCAUUGCCACCUGAAUGCACCCCAAACAUAGAUGGACCAAAUGCAAAAUCCGUACAGAGGGAGCAGAGCCUGCACUCAUUCCACACCCUCUUCUGUAGACGGUGCUUCAAAUAUGACUGCUUCUUGCAUCCACUUCACGCCACUCCCAACACAUACAAAAGGAAGAACAAUGAAGCUGCCAAUGAUGGGAAACCUUGUGGGCCCCACUGCUACCAGCUUUUGGAAGGAGCAAGAGAAUUUGCUGCCGCUUUGACAGCAGAGAGGAUAAAGACCCCACCAAAACGCCCUGGUGGUCGUAGGAGAGGUCGUCUUCCCAACAACACCAGCAGACCCAGCACACCAACUGUCAAUGUGUCUGAAUCAAAGGACACAGACAGCGACCGAGAAGCUGGUACUGAAACUGGAGGAGAGAGCAAUGAUAAGGAAGAGGAGGAGAAAAAGGAUGAGACGUCAAGUUCAUCCGAGGCAAACUCUAGAUGCCAGACUCCAAUAAAGAUGAAGGCAAAUGCUGAACCCCCUGAAAAUGUGGAGUGGAGUGGGGCAGAGGCAUCCCUCUUCAGAGUCCUCAUUGGCACCUACUACGACAACUUCUGUGCAAUUGCAAGGUUAAUUGGCACCAAGACGUGUCGGCAGGUGUACGAGUUUAGAGUAAAGGAGUCCAGUAUCAUUGCACCUGUUCCCACUGAGGAUGUUGAUACUCCUCCGAGAAAGAAAAAGAGAAAACACAGGUUGUGGGCUGCACAUUGCAGAAAAAUACAGCUGAAGAAAGAUGGCUCCUCCAAUCAUGUUUACAAUUACCAGCCGUGUGACCAUCCCCGGCAGCCUUGUGACAGCACCUGUCCAUGUGUCAUCGCCCAGAACUUCUGUGAGAAGUUCUGUCAGUGCAGCUCUGAGUGCCAAAACCGCUUCCCCGGAUGCAGAUGCAAGGCGCAGUGUAACACAAAGCAGUGUCCUUGUUACCUGGCUGUACGCGAGUGCGACCCGGACUUGUGUCUAACAUGCGGUGCCGCCGAUCACUGGGACAGCAAGAACGUAUCCUGCAAGAACUGCAGCAUUCAGCGGGGAUCUAAGAAGCAUUUACUACUGGCUCCUUCUGAUGUCGCCGGCUGGGGGAUCUUCAUCAAAGACCCUGUGCAGAAAAAUGAGUUCAUAUCUGAAUACUGUGGAGAGAUCAUAUCUCAGGAUGAAGCAGAUCGGAGGGGAAAAGUUUAUGAUAAAUAUAUGUGCAGCUUCCUCUUCAACUUGAACAAUGAUUUUGUAGUCGAUGCAACACGCAAAGGCAACAAAAUUCGCUUUGCAAACCAUUCUGUGAAUCCAAACUGCUAUGCAAAGGUAAUGAUGGUUAAUGGAGAUCACCGAAUAGGAAUUUUUGCAAAGAGAGCCAUUCAGACCGGUGAAGAACUUUUCUUCGACUACAGAUAUAGCCAAGCUGAUGCUCUGAAAUAUGUGGGAAUUGAGAGAGAAAUGGAAAUCCCUUGAUUCCAGCUACCUCCUCUGUAAGCCACAUGCCUUACCUACUUCAGGAAUUUCUAAUACUGAUGUUGCAAUUUUAGAUAAGAAGAAAACAAAAUGCAAGUUGAAGUUCUGACAAUACCAUGUACUGUAAAAGUAAUUUAUAGUGAAAAUAAAAAUCAAUUAUUAUUAUCUUUGCCAGCUGCAAACUGUUUUGUACCAAUGAAUUUUUUGGCAAUAAUGUAUUGUGGUACAUUUUCCACCUCAAAUAAAAUAUACUUGAACUUCUG
Messenger RNA from Spea bombifrons (plains spadefoot toad), 2718 nucleotides. RefSeq names its product enhancer of zeste 2 polycomb repressive complex 2 subunit (gene EZH2). Gene Ontology annotation, molecular function: histone H3K27 methyltransferase activity; protein binding. The record is from RefSeq and is a predicted model, not a curated record. The transcript is spliced from 20 exons. Bases 188 to 2455 code for a protein of 755 amino acids. Lineage: Eukaryota; Metazoa; Chordata; Amphibia; Anura; Pelobatidae. Gene Ontology annotation, biological process: chromatin remodeling.